AUGAUAUUCCUUGUGAUACAAAAGUUAGACCCGGAGUCUCACAAAGAAUGGGAGCAGACAGCUUAUUCAAAAUCAGAGGACGAACUACCAACUUGGGAGAAUUUAAAAGAUUUCCUGCAGUCAAGAUACCGUACCUUAGAACUUGUAUUGUCCGUGUCAGGGACUUGUAGCAGCCGUGACAAACCUGUAAGAGAACGUUCACACUUAGUAACUGCCACAGCCACCACGUCACAGCCAAAUGAAAGAACUUGCGUGCUCUGUAAAGAAAAACAUACAUUAUGUCAUUGUAAGAAUUUUACCAAACUGCAACCUAAAGAAAGAUCUGAUUAUGUCAAGACCAAUAAUCUGUGUUUUAACUGUUUGGUACCUGGGCAUUCUGCUUACCAGUGUAAGUUACAAAUGUCCUGUCGCUUAUGUAGAAGACGGCAUCACACUCUUCUCCACCGCCAUCAAGAAUCGGCACAAACUGAGGAAAGGAAUCAACCGAGUGCAUCUCACCACGGGGUAGAAGAGAAAGAAGAGGUUAUUAAUAGCAUGGUGGCGUCACAUCACAGUACUAAGCAAAGCACAGCACUACUAGCCACAGCGAUGGUUUUAGCGAGGAACGAGCAUAACCAAACCGUUGUUCUUCGUGCGCUAGUAGACCAAGGUUCGCAGGCUUCAUUUUUAAGCGAGAAGGCGGCUCAAAUGCUCAAACUUACCAGGCAAUCAGCGAGAGGAAAUAUUAUCGGGGUGGGAUCUACUAGGACUAAUGUUGAUCACGUGGUUCAACUUAAGAUUGGCUCCCGCUGGAACCCAAGCUUCGAAAUCAACAUACAAGCAUAUGUUAUGAGUAAACAGUUGACCACGAAGAUCCCCUCCAAAGCUGUAACUGUCACACAUUGGCCACAUCUAGAAGGACUCAACCUGGCAGAUCCAGACUACUUCCAACCAGGUUCUAUAGACUUACUUCUUGGUGUUAAAGAGUAUGCACAGAUUGUGCAACCAACACUUAUUAAGGGCCCUCCAGGUUCUCCAUGUGCCCAAGAAACCAACCUGGGGUGGAUCCUCUUCGGAGAAAUCGAUAAUAACCGUGAAAAUGAAUCAUUUCUGGUCCUUCAUCAUCAAGUCCAUAUAGAUCAUAUGUUGAAAUCCCUCUGGGAAAUUGACAAUGAUAAAAAGAGAAUAUUAACAAAGGAAGAAAAGCUAUGUGAAACAAUAUAUGAAAGCACACAUACGAGAAAUAGUGAAGGAAGAUAUCUAGUAAGGCUGCCAUUUAAUACAAAUAAUCCAAUUUCGAUUGAAGGAAAUACGAAGGAAAUAGCUAGAAAAAGGUUACUUCAACUAGAAAGAAGAUUUAAGAAAGAAACUAAACUGAAAGAAGAUUAUACAAAGGUCAUGCAAGAAUACAUAAAAGCUAACUACAUGGAAGAAAUAACUAAGAAUGAAAUAAAUGAGAGAAAAUCAGUAUACUUACCUCAUCACGCCGUGGUACACGCAGACAGAGAAACUUCUAAGACACGCGUAGUAUUUGAUGCUUCAGCGAAGGGCUCUAACUGCGUUUCUCUAAACGAUGAAUUGCUUGUAGGUCCGCAACUGCAAGAGGACUUAAGGAACAUACUUAUGAGAUCGAGAUUACAUCGUGUUUGCUAUGCAAGUGAUAUACAAAAGAUGUACCUGCAAAUAUUACUUUAUGAAGAAGACGCCGAUCGAUAUCAACGCCUUUUGUGGAGAGAGAAUGAUACAGACCCGAUUAAAGAAUAUCGUAUGCUUCGUGUUACAUUUGGUACAGCGGCGGCCCCUCACCUGGCUGUAAGAACGCUUCACCAGGUAGCUGACGAUGAGGGUCGAAAUCAUCCAAUGGCUGUUCGAAUUAUUAAAGAAGAUUUUUACAUGGACGACUUAAUGUCAGGGGAGAGCAGUGCUCCUGAAGCCAUAAAGAGAGCACAAGAAAUAGAUAAUAUUCUACAGAAAGGUGGAUUUGUUUUAUCAAAAUGGUCAUCCAAUUCUGCUGAAUUUUUGAAAUCUAUCGAACCAAACAAACGUACAUCUCGAGCACAGUUGGAUUUUAAAUUGGGUGAUUAUUACAAAGAGAGUAUUACAAAGAGAGGCAUACUAUCUGAUAUUCAAAGACUUUUUGACCCACUGGGAUGGAUCGCCCCUAGCUUAAUUUUGGCUAAGAUACUCAUACAAAAGCUAUGGCUAGAACCGAUUGGCUGGGAUGACGAGAUUAACCAAUCGCUGUUACACAAUUGGCUGACAAUAAGAGAAGACUUUGAACAUGUAAAAGAGAUAGGUAUUCCAAGAUGGCUAAACACAGUAAGCACACAGAUGGAAAACAUCGAGGUUCAUGGUUUCAGUGAUGCUUCCAUGAAAGCCUAUGCCGCGGUGGCUUACAUUCGUUUGAAGAGGGAAGAUGCUUCAGUAUUCACCAAUCUAUUAGCUGCCCGUACUAGAGUGGCACCACUCCGUACCGUGUCUCUACCACGCCUGGAGUUAUGUGGGGCGCUGUUAUUAGCAAGGUUACUUAAGCAAAUAGAAAAUGCAAUGCGUAUACCUACUUCUAACAUCUAUGCAUGGACAGAUUCUUCAAUUGUUCUUGCAUGGCUAUCUGGUGAUCCUCAUAGAUGGAAGACAUUCGUGGCGAACCGGGUCGUAGAAAUUGUAGAGAAUGUAAACACACACCGAUGGUUCCAUGUAGCUUCGGAAGAGAAUCCUGCAGACAUUGGGUCGCGGGGCAUGCUGCUGGCGGACUUGAAACAGAAAGACUUGUGGUGGACAGGGCCUAAGUGGUUAUGCAAAAAAGAAAUAAUAUACAGUAAGCCAGGAAUAACAGAAACAGAAUUGGAAAUGAAACCAAUAAAAUUAAAUACUUACCACAAUGCAGAAGAACUAAAACCUUUAACCGCUCAGUUUGAAGAUUUUGAUACGUUACCAGAAUUACUAAAAACGAUUAUUUACUGUAAAAGAUUUUUAAGAUACAAAAGUAAUUUAAGUACGAGCAAGGAAAUAACUACACAAGAAUUUGAAGAGGCGCUUAUCACAUGCAUUAAGUUAGUACAACAAGAAUUCAAAGAAGAAAUAGAUCGGCUAAGAGAUAAGAAACAAGUUAGAAGAAAAAGUAAAUUACGAUCGCUAAACCCAUACCUGGAUGAGAAUCAUAUCCUCAGGGUGGGCGGUCGCCUUAAACAUACUAACUUACCUGAUAACCGAAAACACCCAAUUAUUCUUGGAAACAAGAACACCCUAGUACACUUGAUCGUUGCUGACGCCCAUAUCAAGACACUACAUGGAGGGGUUCAGUUAAUGCUAUGUUAUCUCAGAUCAAAAUAUUGGAUCCUAAGGGCAAAAUCAAUAACAAAAUUAUGUCGUUUGCCGGUGGAUUCCACUCGGUGA
Molecule: messenger RNA, 3375 nt
Organism: Bombyx mori (domestic silkworm)
Lineage: Eukaryota; Metazoa; Arthropoda; Insecta; Lepidoptera; Bombycidae
Exons: 1
Coding region: 1-3375 (1124 amino acids)
Source: RefSeq, a predicted model, not a curated record